GCACCACGAGAGACGGAGGAGGAGGAGGAGGAGGACGCUGACGGGCUUUGACUCUGGAUGCUUAUGGACAUUUGUCUCCCUUGUUCCGCAGGAUGUUGCGGGGCGCAGCGAGGCCGUGAGCCGCCGCGGGGAGCCAGAGACGCGGGGAGGAGGAGGCGGCGGGUCCCGCCGAUCGAGGCAGGAGGAGGAGGAUGCUGCUGGUCUGCUGCUGCAGGUCUGCCGCUGCUCUGCCGCAGGCCCCGUCAUCCUGAAACCCGAUCCACACUUCUGGAUGGGGUGACCGAGCUCCCUGCUCCGCCGGGGAGGACCCUGCCAUCGGCCGGUGCCCGCGCCUGAGCAGGAGGAGCAGGAGGAGGAGGAGGAGGAGGAAGGAGUGGCAGAGAGGGGAAGAUGCAGACGGAGGACGAGACGGCCGCACAAGAGCCCAUUUUGGAGGAUGGGUUGGGAAGAGAGCAGCAGAGGCCGGUCCAGCAGUCUCUGGCCUCCUCCCUGUGCCGGGAGUCCCACUGGAAGUGCCUCCUCCUGACCCUCCUCAUGUACGGCUGUUUCGCUACUCUGGCCUGGUGCGCCCUCUGCCGCGUGCCCGUUUUCGGCUCCUCCUCCAUAUCUCUGGGCGGCGGCGACGACGACGACGCCACGUCGGCGGCCUACUACAACGACAUCCUGCACCUGGAGAGCCCGUGCUCCAGCGGCUACGUCUACAUCCCCCUGGCCUUCCUGGCCAUGCUGUACGUGGUGUACCUGGUGGAGUGCUGGCACUGCUUCUCCAAGACGGCUCUGCUGGCCCACGCCGAGUUCCAGGAAGUGUACGAGCGCGUGCAGAGGCUGCAGCAGGCCACCCCCUGUAUCUGGUGGAAGGCCAUCAGCUACCACUACGUCCGCAGGACCAGGCAGGUGACGAGAUACCGCAACGGAGACGCGUACACCACCACGCAGGUCUACCACGAGCGGGUGAACACUCAUGCCUCCAGCUCAGAGUUUGACUACGCCCGCUACGGCGUCAAAGACGUGUCAAAGGAGCUGCUGGAGCUGCAGCGACACCCGGCUGUCCGCCUUCGCUUCACAAAGUGUUUCAGCUUCUCCAGCGCACGUGCUGAAGCUGCUUACCUCACACAGCGGGCGCGCUUCUUCGGCGAGAACGAGGGGCUGGACGACUACAUGGAGGCCAGGGAGGGGAUGCACCUGAAGAACGUGGACUUCCGCGAGCACAUCCUGGCGUUCCCGGAUCCGGCCCACCAGCCGUGGUUCUCCAGGCACAGGGUGUUCUGGCUGGCCUCCGCCUUCCUCCUGUCCUGGCCGCUGCGGGUCGUGUCCGAGUACCGCACAGCGCACGUCCACUACCACGUGGAGAAGCUGUUCGGGGAGGACGAGGACGCCGUCGGGGGCGGCGACCGGGGGCCCGGUGGACGAGGCGACGGGAUCGAAGGAGGGACUGAGAACGGCGUCCCGGUGGGGAUAGGAAACGGGCUGAACGGACCGAGCUACAGAGCCAUCUCCCGUGUCAACACGGUGGACAUGACGGAGCUGGAGUGGCACAUCCGCUGCAACCAGCAGCUGGUCCCCAGUUACUCGGAGGCCCUCCUUAUGGACUUGGAAUCAAGCGGAGGGACCAACCCGACCCUCUCCACUCCCAUCACCGGGCCGCCGAGCAUCACCCCCACCCCGGGGACCAACCCGCCCCCCCUGGCCCUGCCCGUGGUCUUCAACUCGGCCUACCUCCUGCAGACCUGCCCCAGAUGCCGGAGAACCACGUCCAGUGCCAGUCUUCCCUCCAGGCUGAGGGCUCCGAUGGGAACCACGGCCCUCCUCAACGCCACGGUGGCGGGCAUCAGGGCGGCGGGGCCGGGGGGGGGCAGGCUGGUGCUCAGUCGGAGCGGCUUCUCUCUCGGGAGACUCUCAGGGGGCCGCCAGAACAGCCUGCUUCAUUCACGAAGCAUGGGCGGAGGCCUGGGAGGGACCCGGGAAGACGGAGGAGGAGGUGGAGGAGUGGGAGGUACUGGAGGUGGUGGUGGAGGAGGAGGAGGAGGAGGAGGAGGAAGUGGAGGAUUCCUGGGGCUCGGCACGAGACAGAACGAGGAGACGAGAGGAGUGCUGGAAGGAGACGACGACGGUGACGAUGACGAGGAGGAAGAGGAAGUGAGGAGAAGACAAGAUGGGAGAACAGAAAGGGACGAGGAGGCAGAUCAGGAAAGUGCAGGGGGAGGAGAGGGGAGGGAGGUGGAUAGGGAACGACCUCCAUCCUACUCGGACGCGUUCUUCUUCCCUGUCCUCAUCAUACACGGAGAGGAGAGCUGCCAUGCGGGUGACGACAUGUGAUGGAGAGAAAAGGGAAAAGAGAAAGGACGAUGGUUUGUUCAGGGACUGAAGGAACGCAAUGACAAUACAGGAAAGUGUAGAGAGAGAGAGAGAGGGAGAAAGGAAGGAAAGAACCAAAACCAGGCGGAGCAAAGCCAGCAAGGUAAGGACAGAUCUGUGAUGGAAUUACCAUGGCAACGGGGAAGACAAAAAUCCUGCCAGAAAGGAGAAUAAGCAGAAGGGAUGUGGAUAGAGAACAGAGGAGAGUGCGGUGCGUUAAACCUCAGCACACCCGCCGGUCCAGGGAGACACGAGAGCUGAUGGAGACUGCAGUCGCAAGAUAAGAAGGAGUGAAAUAAACGCAGAGAACGAAGAAAACCCUGGCGAAUGAAGGCUCGGAGACGAGUGCGACAGAUCAGAUUCAGAAAAGUUCGGAACAUCUGUUUCCAGAUAUAUCUA
Messenger RNA from Cololabis saira (Pacific saury), 2754 nucleotides. Its product is annotated as transmembrane protein 151B. The coding region runs from base 391 to 2316 and encodes 641 amino acids. Lineage: Eukaryota; Metazoa; Chordata; Actinopteri; Beloniformes; Belonidae. The transcript is spliced from 6 exons. The record is from RefSeq and is a predicted model, not a curated record.